CACGGAAUCCUACUACAAGACAAGACGAGACGUCCCAGAGAUUCUGUUGCAUUUCCAUUUACUGGUCUUGGCUACAUGCCCAUCGCAGACGCUCAAGCAAAUAUCGCCCUGUUGGCAUUAACAUAGAGACGAUGAUUCUGUUUGUGCCAUCCCAAUGACUUGGCAAUGGAACAUAGAUCCAUGCUCCGACAGAGCCCGGCUAUCUCGUCACUCGGCGCUAUUAAAUGGAAUGCUUCCUUCAUCCACUGGCCUCGAAAACGGCAAAAAAACGCAAUUAUCCCCGCGAAAAAAAAAAGCAAACAAAAAAGUGGUAUUUCAUACCCAACUCCGUCCAGAGCAGCGUCUUCAUCCAGCUUGAGGGGUGAAGGCGAGGAAAUGUAGUCCACCCAUUCAUGGCCAUGUAAAGUAAAGUAGC
Molecule: messenger RNA, 415 nt
Organism: Sodiomyces alkalinus F11
Lineage: Eukaryota; Fungi; Ascomycota; Sordariomycetes; Glomerellales; Plectosphaerellaceae
Exons: 1
Coding region: 166-381 (71 amino acids)
Source: RefSeq, a predicted model, not a curated record